AUGAACGUCAACAAAAAACUAGACCGCCUCAAGCAAUGGGCUGGCGAGAGAAUGGGCGGCGAGGCCAAGACCAAUGUCUCCGACGACUUCAAAGCCCUGGAGACCGAAAUGAAUCUGCGACACGAAGGCAUGGACAAAAUGCAUCGCUCAAUGACUGCCUAUGUCAAGGCCAUUUCCAAGCGCACGGAAGGGGACGAUAAGGAAAAGACUCUCCCGAUCGCUCACCUCGGAAGUGUCAUGAUUCAGCACGGCGAGGACUUUGAUUCGCACUCCGAAUUUGGCCGGUCCUUGACUUUGACUGGAAGGGCCCACGAAAGACUUGCUCGUGUUCAGGACAGCUACUCCGUACAAGCUAGCGCGAGCUGGCUCGAGGCGCUUGAACGAAGUCUGGCUUCGAUGAAAGAGUACCAGAAUGCCCGGAAAAAGCUAGAGAGCCGCCGUCUGGCCUAUGAUGCCUCUCUCGCAAAAAUGCAAAAAGCCAAGAAAGAGGACUUCCGAGUCGAGGAGGAGCUCCGUACCCAGAAGGUGAAAUACGAAGAGACAAACGAUGAUGUCUACCGCCGAAUGAUGGACAUCCAAGAGGCUGAAGGUGAAAAUUUGACAGAUUUGACGGCUUUCAUUGAUGCUGAGCUCAAUUACCAUGAGCGGUGCCGUGAAGUAUUGUUUCAACUGCGAAACGAGCUGCCAAUGGCUCAUCCCACGGCGCCCUCUGGCAACAGCCGUCGUCCUAGCCGCGCGCGCUCAAACACAGCCCAUUCGUAUCAGGAAAGGUACGAGCCUGUCCAGGAAGAGCUCACACCGUCACCACCUCGACCAACGAUUAGAUCAAUGCGAUCUGCCUCAUCGCAUAGACUGCAGGAUGAUGCAUCGCAAGGUAGAUCUGAUUCGACCUAUUUGCGACCCGCGGUCCACCGCACCUCAACAUUUGAGGGUCCUACACAGCUACGAAAUGACGAUGUCUCCUCUCCGCAACGAGCCCAGACUGACCUUGCAAUUCGCCCGACCAGAACGUCUUUGAGGCCAGUCAGCAAGAUCUAUGAAGACUACCACGACAGCUCUUCAUAUGGAAAUGUAAGCCCGUACGAUGACAGAUCAGAGACCUCUGGCACAUCGCCAGGUAGCUAUUUCUCGCGCACCCCCAGUUCGUCAACGUUGAACACCACUACUCCUGGUAUAAAGAAGGGACCGCCACCCCCUCCGCCAUCGAGAGCGACCAAACCAAGACCGCCUCCCCCUCCACCGCCAGCCAAGCGCAACCUGAUUGGGGCGUAG
Talaromyces atroroseus is the source of this 1272-nucleotide messenger RNA. RefSeq lists its product as hypothetical. Gene Ontology annotation, cellular component: cytoplasm. The record is from RefSeq and is a predicted model, not a curated record. Bases 1 to 1272 code for a protein of 423 amino acids. The transcript is spliced from 6 exons. Gene Ontology annotation, molecular function: protein binding. Lineage: Eukaryota; Fungi; Ascomycota; Eurotiomycetes; Eurotiales; Trichocomaceae.